GGCUGGUGAUUCGUGCUGCGCAGCUACUCUGUGCAUUGCGGUAGGGCUGGAAGGACCAGAGCCCCAUUCAAGCAGCUGCAGCCAUUGCACAUCCCAGCAUCACCCACAUUCAACAGGCGCACCAGGCUGAGCGCAGCCCCCGCCAGCGCCGCCGCUUUGCAGCCCGCCCGCCCGCCAGCCCAGCGCCAUGGCCAAGGAGGGCGCGGAGAAAGCGGACGAGACGGAGCAGAUGAUCGAGAAGGAGGGAGGCAAGGAAGCUGCCGAGGGCGGCGGCGGCGGCAGCCUGCGGGCAGGGGACACCAAGGAGAUGCGAGCCGUGCUGCUGUCUGGCUUCGGGGGGCUCAACAAGCUCAGGGUGGCCAAGAAAGUCAUGCCGGAGCCUCAGGAAGGGGAGCUCAAAAUCCGAGUCAAAGCCUGUGGUUUAAACUUCAUUGAUCUGAUGGUGCGGCAGGGGAAUAUCGACAAUCCUCCCAAGACACCACUUGUUCCUGGAUUUGAGUGUUCUGGGAUCAUAGAAGCUCUGGGGGACAGUGUGGCAGGAUUUGAGAUUGGAGACAGAGUAAUGGCUUUCGUAAACUACAACGCCUGGGCUGAAGUAGUAUGUACCCCAGUAGAAUUUGUCUACAAGAUUCCUGAUGACAUGAGUUUUUCUGAAGCUGCUGCCUUUCCUAUGAACUUUGUAACUGCCUACAUGAUGCUCUUUGAAGUGGCCAACCUAAGAGAAGGCAUGUCUGUGCUGGUUCACUCUGCAGGAGGUGGGGUGGGUCAAGCCAUUGCUCAGCUCUGCUCAACGAUCCCUAGUGUUACUGUUUUUGGAACAGCUUCCUCUUUCAAGCAUGAAGCAAUCAAAGGUUCAGUAACUCACCUGUUUGACAGAAAUGCAGACUAUGUCCAAGAAGUAAAGAGAAUCUCAGCAGAAGGAGUAGAUGUCGUUCUGGAUUGUCUGUGUGGAGAAAAUACUGGAAAAGGCCUCAGUCUUCUCAAACCACUUGGGACUUACAUUUUAUAUGGUUCAUCUAAUAUGGUUACUGGGGAAACAAAAAGCUUCUUCAGCUUUGCAAAAUCAUGGUGGCAGGUUGAGAAAGUGAACCCUAUCAAGCUGUAUGAAGAGAAUAAAGUCAUUGCUGGAUUUUCUCUGCUAAAUCUACUUUUCAAACAGGGCCGAAGUGGCCUAAUUAAGGGUAUAAUGGACAAACUCAUAACACUGUACAAUGAGAAGAAGAUCAAGCCUCUGGUUGAUUCGUUAUGGGCUCUGGAAGAGGUGAAGGAGGCCAUGCAGAGAAUCCAUGACAGAGGCAAUAUAGGAAAACUUAUUCUGGAUGUGGAGAAGGCACCCACUCCACUGAUGGCCAAUGACAGCACAGAGACAAGCGAAGCAGGAGAAGAGGAGGAGGACCAUGAAGGGGACAAUGAGAAUAAAGAGCGCAUGCCAUUCAUCCAGUAACCGUUAGGAACAGGGGAUGGGGGAAAACAGAAAGAUUGAUUGAGGAGAAGGGAACAAGGCUGGGAACUCUAUUCUGUGCAUCAGUGAACAAAUGCUGUAGUACAGUGUGUGUUGUAUUUGUCUGCAGCCAGCUGAGCUAUAAAUUGUUGCUCAUUGUUGUUUUGAACUCAAGUGCCAUUCCCAUCCAGUGCAGUAUUAUGACAUUCCAUAGUGUGACGGCCAGUCUGUAGGAGUCCUAUUGAUUUUCUUUUCCUAUCUAAAAGCCUUAUUAACGUACUGCGUAAUUUUAGAUGGGCAUCUUUCUUCAUGUGAAUUUGUGUAAUGUUUUUUCAGUUCGGAGAUUUGUUUUUUUUUUAAUUCCCUGCCCAUCGUCUGGUAUUCUCCAGUAAUCAGAGGGAGGGCUUUCAGUUUGUGGACUUUCAGUAAAGAAGGUCAAAACAUAGCAUUUCUUUAUGAGACACAAAUAAGAGGCUGCAAAGAAGACAAAUUCUGUUUCCCUGAAUCGUGCUACUUCAUCUCAUAAACAGUUCUGUCUUAAGUUUUAAAAAAUACCUCAUUUGUAAACCUAGAUAAUAUAUGGUAGAGUCUGAAAGAAAAUGUGCCGGAAGUCAUUACUAAGCGGCUUUGAUUAGUGUUGUAUAACCGCAUUAGUCAUCAGCACUACAAAUUAAAUGGAAAUUGAUGCCUGGUGCCAAGUGUCAUGCUUACUGUUGAUCCCCCUAAUACCGUUCCCUUAUAUUACUUGCAAGGAAAAGUCAAUGGGCCACUUUUUCUGUCCAGUGCUUCUUAACCAUAUGAAACUUACCAAAUUUACUGUUGAUUCAACAGCACCUUUUCCCGAGGUUUAAUUUGAGCUGGCUGUGUCCAAAAGCCGAAGCAAGCAUACUCUUAGUGAUAUUUAAAAGCUGGCUGACAGUAGAGAUCAUUGUUCAGCACAUGGAAUAGAUGUUAUUUUGCUGGCUGAGUUUACACUUCUGAAAUCACUAAUGGACUAAUAAGCUGAGUAAUGGUGCCAAACUCCUACAAAGAUUAAUCAAUUUGAUCACAACUCUUAGGCCUCAAUUCCAUCAGCACUUAUGCACAUGAAUAACUUUACACAGGUCAGUAAUCCCGUUGCAGAUCUGUUCCCUUGUGUAAAGUUAGUCACGUGUGGAAAUGUUUGCAGGAUCGAGCCCUUAAGAACAUGUAGCAUAUCUACCUCCCAGUAAUGGAAACAAAAACAAAACAUGACACUGAAAUAAAUAUGCUUGUUCCUAUAUUCCAUUUACCCAAGUAGUAGCUACUCCGUUCUUCCAUGGUCCUUUUUUUUUUUUAAAUGACUGCAGCCACUCACAAUAGAAGCAGUAAAGGCAUGUCCAAGAUUUCAUAUUCUGACAAUUCCCUUUUGGAUUUAAUAUCUUUUUCACAAAAGAAAACACUUCUCCCAAAUGCCAAGUUAGCUCCUAAACCUUAUCAGCAUUAUGUAGUGAUCAAAGUGAAAAAUGGGUUUCUCAGGCUUUUCUCAAUGUGAUGGGAAAGAUAGGUCUGGAUGACUUGUGUGUGUGGUUUUAGAAGAUUCUCUUUUUUUUUUUAACCCCCCUUCCUCUUUUCCUGUUUAAUCCAUGCUCCCUGAGUAGCAAUGUCCAUCUCUUUACUCUGUGCUCAUGCAGUUGCUGCUCUAAUACUAAUUAAUUGUGCAGAAUGUUCAUUUUAAAUGGGUUUACCGUGGAUUGAAAAAAAAUUACAAAUAAUGAAACAAAGCCAAAUAGUCAGUUUAUAGAGAAAAAUGCCACAGAAAAAGCUGUUGUUGAAAUACAAAACAGAAUUUCAGUUUUUUAUAGCAGAACUUCAGCAUAAUGGUAUCAUCUUGUAAUGCUGGUAUUUAUCUAAGGUAUUAGUGCCACAUUAGGCCCAAGUUUGCCAUCAGAAUGCAGCCCAAAUGAAUUCAGUGAGAGUUUUACAUGCUUUGGGACUGCUAAAUUGAGCCUUUAAAGGAAUCACCAUUUAGUUUUUGUCACAUAAGAUGACGACAGUAAGAAAAAUGGUUGGUUAUCUUUGUUUAAAAGUUACUGUAGCAAUUUUGUCCUGCAACACACUUAAAACAUAAUUCAUGACUUUUCAUUUGACACCAAACUGAGCAAUAUUGCUAGUAACCCUGAGCUGGCAGCAAAGUGGCAUUCCCAAGGCCUUAGAUAACUAGGGCAAGCAGAGUAACAAACCAGGUCUUCUGUUAAUACCACAGUCUUGGUGGGACGGCACUUACAUUUCCUUUUGAGUCAAAUAAAGAUUAACAUUCCUAGAGUAUCUGUAGCAAUGGUAGAGGACAAUGAUAAAAAGAAACCCUUUUUCUCAUUGUUUCUGGUUAUUUUAGUGAGGCAAAAAUACUUCUGAUGCAACUCAUGCCAAUUUAGGGCCAGUUCCUGAGCUCCAAAAUGUCCCCUGAAAGGGCUGGAGAAAUUCCACAGGAUACAAUGAAUUUCCUCCAGAUCUACCCUCUCCUAACCUAGGCUAACUUCUACUCUUCAUUACACUGGUGUAAAUCUGGACUAAAUGAAGAUCCUGUCCUGCUUCCAUUGAAAUUAAAUGCAAGUUUUGCAAUUAGCUUCAGUGGAAGCAGGACUGGGCUGUGAGAGCAGAAUUUGACCCACUAGCCCUAAGAGUUUACUGAAACUUCACAAAAGGUGGCAUCUCUUUUGUCUGGCAUGUUACAGGCCAUUCAGAAGAAAAUGGUAGUAGGUAGGCUGUUAUUACUGAACAAAACCCUCUCACAGUCUAAACAAAUAUUUGCAUUUACCACUUGCUAACUCUGUCAGUUAAACAACUCCUCUCUAGAUAAUUGAUUGGUUUGAAAUAAAUUAUUUCUCAAUUUUGCCUUAAGGAACUGUGAAACCUUCUCUUUAACUUAAGUCUGAUUGAAGUGAACUGAAACGUUGUUUAAUUGUCUUGUUGCUUUAGAGCUUUUGUUAUAUUGUGCCUACAAAGCAAAUUAUGUUUACAUAAAAAUAUAAAUAAAAUAUUACGU
Molecule: messenger RNA, 4445 nt
Organism: Mauremys mutica (yellowpond turtle)
Lineage: Eukaryota; Metazoa; Chordata; Testudines; Geoemydidae
Gene: VAT1L
Product: vesicle amine transport 1 like
Exons: 9
Coding region: 188-1444 (418 amino acids)
Molecular function (GO): zinc ion binding; oxidoreductase activity
Source: RefSeq, a predicted model, not a curated record